Messenger RNA from Priceomyces carsonii, 2082 nucleotides. RefSeq lists its product as uncharacterized. The record is from RefSeq and is a predicted model, not a curated record. NCBI's taxonomy places the organism in Eukaryota, Fungi, Ascomycota, Pichiomycetes, Serinales, Debaryomycetaceae. Gene Ontology annotation, molecular function: protein binding. The transcript has a single exon. Bases 1 to 2082 code for a protein of 693 amino acids.
AUGCUGGAUGGCUGCGAACCCUCAGAUAUGGGCGUGGCAUCGUCUGAAAUGCCAGCCUUCGAUCCGAUGUCUGAUAACUCCAUGAAUCAAAGAACUAUAAUGAAAGGUAGUAAAAUAGUUUUCCAGCAUAAGAAUUCGCUUGUUAAAAUACUACCAAACAUUAUUCUACAAGAAAUAUUACAAUAUGUUGAUCAAUUUUCACUUGUGAAUCUACUGGUGACUUGUUCAAGUUUAUACCCAGCAGCAACCGAACGACUUUAUAAUCGAGUCACUGCCAUAUUGAAUGCUGAAUUUCCAAUAAGAUAUCACGAUGAUCGCAGCCACUUCAUAAGCGAAAAUGGGAUGAGAUCCAUGGAUACUGCAUUAAUAUUAAGCAUUGAUAAUCUUGUAAAGUUUAUUUCAACCUUACGAGCGAAUCCAACUCUCUUACAAAAAGUGCGUUUUUUCAUAUUUGAUAAAUGCUAUCUGGAGAAAGACUGUAUCGUUGGUGAAAUGCAAUCUGAGAUCAUUGACUUUUUCGGUUCAAACUCAAGUGAAAUGAACUUUUUACACAUCACAUUUGUUGACUUUGGUUCAGGAAUCCUCAAGUUAACAAAUUUUUUGAAGAAUAAAAAUAUUAGAAAUAAGAUUUUCAAAUUAUUCAUUACCAAGUACAAGGACCUUUAUCUUCCUGUAAUACCCCAAAGUCUCACAAACUUAUUCUUAAUGUUGGAUGAAUCGGAAUUGAUGAGCUGUAAGACAUUUGAUUUAUCUUGCCCUCCGUUUGAUGUAUUCAAUUCAUUAUUCACCUUAACUUGCAGUACAAAUAACCAGCUAGGAUUAGAGAUCUUGAAAGGUUUAAAACUUUUUAAUGGUGACUUGAAGCUAAAACUAAAGGGCUUGACUAUAUUUCAUUGCCACAAAGAAAAUUUCACGAGUGAUGAUUAUAGCUUCAUUUAUAGUAAUGAAAGAAAUUCAUUUUCCAAGUUGCAGGGUUUUCUUAAAAGUCUCGAUAAACGUUUAGAUUUUAACGCAAUAGGUGAGAAGAUUGACUUAAGAUAUUUGACGCAUCUAUACCUAAAAAUUGAUUGUGCUGAACACAGAAAUAGCAACUGCAAUUGUUUUGGUAAUUUUUUUAAAGAUUUAGCCACCUAUUCUAAGGAAAAUAAAGGUUUACCUAAAUUGACAAAUUUUGAGCUUGAGUCGUUUCCCAAUAUAGAAUGGUUGUUACCACACCAAAUACUAGAAAAUGUGCUCACUCCCUUGGGUAGUUUUAUCAAAACUUUAUCAGGAUUGACAAGACUAACGAUUGAUUUCUCAACUCCCUCUUUCAAGAUGUUUGACAACAACACGGGAAUGUCUAGUAUGGUAUUCAACAAGCUUAAUGAAAGGUUGAUUGAGGCAUUCUUUUUAUGUUUCUUCGCUGCGAAUGAGUCAAAUAUUGUAUCGAACUUGAGAAGCUUGCAGCUUCCGGACUUUUUGACUUCUUUUAUUUACUAUAAGCCGGACUUUUUUGAGAGUUUACUACAUUCAUGUCAGUGUUGGGGUUGCGAAUUAGUGUUGAGGAAACUUAAGGAACAGUUUUUUCCAAUCAGGGACAAUGAUAUCAGCGAACUUAACGGUGAUCAAGAGGUAGACGAGGAGUCUUCAUAUUACAUAUUGAUAGGAUUUAUCUUGGGGAAACUACAGGCUGAUAGGGAGGUAUGCAUACCAAUUAAAGAAAAGACUUUCAACUAUUCAAGUUAUCCAAUUUAUAAAGGUCAGCCACACACGCUUCACACUCACUUUCACUCGUCAUCAUUUUGUAAAUGUGACUUGGAUACGGAUCCUAGUGGAAAAGACAACUGCAGUAUUGAUAACUUAGUUACCACAUAUAUAAUUCACCAGUUGCAACCCAUUGUUGAGUACUUGUCUACAAUUUUUUUUAAACUUGAUAGUCUCAUGAUUCAUGGCAUAUACUAUGAUCGCAAUAAUUCUAGCGAAAAAUUGAUACCCAUAUAUGACAAUCUAGAUUAUCCCUUAUGGUUCUUAAAUCUGAGAUGUGAAGAAAUUCACUCUGGAAAGGUCCCAAGUGGGCCAUUUGGCUACUUUCGGAGAGCUUGA